Molecule: messenger RNA, 1810 nt
Organism: Alternaria alternata
Lineage: Eukaryota; Fungi; Ascomycota; Dothideomycetes; Pleosporales; Pleosporaceae
Product: prenyltransferase
Exons: 1
Coding region: 219-1454 (411 amino acids)
Biological process (GO): ubiquinone biosynthetic process
Cellular component (GO): mitochondrial inner membrane
Molecular function (GO): 4-hydroxybenzoate polyprenyltransferase activity
Source: RefSeq, a predicted model, not a curated record
CACCAAUCUGGAUGAUCGAAAUGAACGCCCGGCUGUGACCAGGCUGACUUUCCUAGUUGGGCGCCCAAGUUCUCACUUACAUGCAUGUCUUCAUGCUGAAGGUAGCACCUUAAAAAUCGGGAUCCCAAACGAUACUACAGCAAACGAGGAACAAGUGACUGACUUGCGUAUCUUUGUAUACGAACCCACAUACGCUUUUAACCGGCAAAACACCAAACAUGGCGUUACCACGUCAUGCAGCGCGGCCCUUGGCUAUGUGUCGGCAGUUCGCUAGAAAGCAUUCCACUUUUCACUCUACUCACAGACAAAGGCAGUUGUCGACAUAUCUAUCACUUGCAGGCUCCCGUCCACAAUCUGUUCAGCUCGUCAAGCCGUUUACACAACAUCGGGCAUCUUUGCAAUCAAGACUGGCGACGGUGGUAGCACAACACAAUGGACCGUCGAGGUCACUUCCCGAGUACAAGCCACCCACUACUGGCUUCCUAUCUUACCUGCCUCAAAAAGCCGUUCCAUAUGGUGAGCUGAUGAGGUUGCACAACCCGGUCGGCACAUAUUACCUCUUCUUUCCUUGCAUGUUCAGCACACUCCUCGCUGCAACUAUGGCGACCCCCCUUGCUGCACCAUCCGCCGUCAUCAGUACAACCGCCCUUUUCUUCACAGGAGCUCUUGUUAUGAGAGGUGCUGGCUGUACUAUCAAUGACCUUUGGGACCGAAACCUUGAUCCACAUGUCGAACGAACGCGGUUACGUCCACUUGCUAGACGAGCAAUUACACCUCAGCAGGCUAUUGUCUUCCUUGGGGGACAGCUUACAACGGGUCUGGCUGUCCUCCUGUCGCUACCCUUCGAGUGCUUCUGGUACGCGACACCGUCCCUUGUAUUGGUCACUCUUUAUCCUCUAGCGAAAAGAGUAACCUACUAUCCUCAAUUCGUUCUCGGACUCACCUUCUCCUGGGGUGCGAUGAUGGGUUUCCCAGCUCUUGGAGUCGACCUACUGGCGAACCAAGCAGCACUUACAGCGGCAGCUUGCCUCUACGCUAGUAACGUCGCAUGGACCAUUCUGUACGAUAUGAUUUACGCACACAUGGACAUAAAGGAUGAUGCCAAAGCUGGCAUCAAGAGCAUCGCGCUCAAGCACGAAAAGGAAACAAAAGUGGUCUUGUCGGGUCUCGCUGUUGUCCAGCUUGGCUUACUAUCCGCUACAGGAGUCGCGGCAGGGUUAGGGCCUGUCUUCUUUGUCGGAACUGUUGGGGGAGCCGCAGCCACAUUGGGCACCAUGAUUCGACGAGUGAAGCUGAAGGAGGUCAAGAACUGUUGGUGGUGGUUCGUGAAUGGUGCAUGGUUCACUGGCGGUGCCAUCAGCCUGGGCCUGGCUGGAGAGUAUGCCGCGCAUCUUUUCGGCUGGUACGGCGAUGUGGAAGAGGGUGGAGACGAUUGGAGGUCUGUUGCUGCUUGAAAUUAUACAUGUAUAUUGGUGAUAUUGUACAUAUCCUCAUGUACUAUGACAGCAAAGUGAUAUUUCUACAUGGUGGCGCUGUUGGGCGUUCCUGCCAAGGCUGUGGUUCUGCCACUGGAGCCCGCCCAGUGACAGCAUAGGUAGCUUCCCCAACACCCACCUCUAGCUUGCGCAACACCCCCGUAAGUCUCCGCUGUAUCCCCGUCGUACCUUGGGAGUCGCUCUGUCCUGCUCCGCAUACAACUGAGCUAUCCUGUAGCACGUGUUGCGCGCACAAAGAUACAACCGCGCCGCUGCAAUGGCUUCGCGACUGGUGCUGGUCCUGGGCGACCUCUUCAUACCAGACCGAGCUUCAG